AUGCACUUGAUGUACACUCUCGACGCCGAGGGCAAGCGCCUCUACACCCUCAAGAAGGUGGCCCACGGCCAGGUCACCAAGUCGGCGCACCCUGCUCGCUUCUCUCCCGACGACAAGUGGUCGCGCCAGCGUGUCACUCUCAAGCGUCGCUUUGGCCUGCUCCUUACCCAGCAGAAGGAAGAGUAA
Molecule: messenger RNA, 186 nt
Organism: Geosmithia morbida
Lineage: Eukaryota; Fungi; Ascomycota; Sordariomycetes; Hypocreales; Bionectriaceae
Product: H/ACA ribonucleoprotein complex subunit 3
Exons: 2
Coding region: 1-186 (61 amino acids)
Biological process (GO): snRNA pseudouridine synthesis; positive regulation of telomerase RNA localization to Cajal body; rRNA pseudouridine synthesis
Cellular component (GO): box H/ACA telomerase RNP complex; box H/ACA snoRNP complex
Molecular function (GO): telomerase RNA binding; box H/ACA snoRNA binding
Source: RefSeq, a predicted model, not a curated record